AUGGGGAGCCGCAUCUCCAGCAUCCCCGCGCUGCCCCGCGGCGGCCAGGGCCGCCUGCACCGCGCCCGCCACCACCACCUGAAAGAUUCCAUAGGUGGGUCAUUUUCGGCGUCCUCCCACCGAUGCCACCACAAGCAGAAGCACUGUCUCCCCAUCCCACAGUGUGGAGCUCUGUCCAUCAGCCCUCUGCUUUUCCAUCCCCACACAAAAGGAUCCCAGAUCAUCAUGGACACGACGCAGAAGGCAGUGAAGCGCCAGGCUAGCUUCUGCAAUGCCAUUACCUUCAGCAACAGGCCCAUUGUUAUUUAUGAACAAGUCAGGCUUAAGAUCACUAAAAAGCAGUGUUGCUGGAGUGGGGCCCUUCGACUUGGGUUUACUUCCAAGGAUCCAUCGAGGAUUAACCCUGACACUCUGCCCAAGUAUGCGUGCCCCGACUUGGUGUCCCAAAGUGGUUUUUGGGCCAAGGCUCUCCCGGAAGAGUUUGCAAAUGAGGGAAACAUCAUAGCCUUCUGGGUGGACAAGAAGGGACGGGUUUUCUAUCGGGUGAACGACUCUGCUGCGAUGCUCUUCUUCAGCGGGGUGAGGACAGCAGAGCCCCUCUGGGCUUUGAUUGACGUCUACGGCCUCACCCGCGGGGUGCAGCUCUUAGACAGUGAAAUCAUUCCUCCCGACUGCCUGCGGCCCCGCUCCUUCACCGCCAUCCGGCGGCCCUCGCUGCGGCGGGAGACGGAGGACACGCGCCUCUCGGUCAGCCUGUGCGACCUCAACCUGCAGGAGGAGACCUUCCACAUGACGGCCACCACGUGUCCCAUCCCACAGAACUCCCUCAACUCCCAGCACUCCCACCUCCUCCCCUCCCAGCUGGAGAGCGACCUUCGCUUCCACCACCUCCGGGGACCCCAUGUCAAAAUCCUCGAUGACCAAACCGUGGCCCGUCUGGAGCACGCCCGGGAGGAGAGGACUUUGGUUUUCACCAGCAGACCCCUUCGGAUCAACGAGACUAUUUUUGUCAAAAUCAACAAGUCCAAUGCCGUGCGCACGGGGACACUGUCCUAUGGGGUGACGUCCUGUGACCCCAGCACCUUGCGCCCCAGUGACCUCCCCUAUAACCCUGAGUCUUUGGUUGACCGAAAGGAGUUCUGGGCCAUCUGCCGGGUUGUGGUGCCCCUCCAGAGUGGAGACAUCCUGGGAUUUAUGGUGAAUUCGGAUGGUGAGCUGCACUUAAGUCACAAUGGUGCUGGCACUGGCAUGCAGGUCUGCGUGGACUGUUCCCAGCCCCUCUGGAUGUUCUUCGUUUUACAUGGAGCCGUUGUGCAAAUUCGACUGCUGGGUUCCACCAUCUUAGCAGAGCGGCUGGGGCUGUCCACACCAAGCUCACCCGCGUCGACACCCAACUCCCCCACUCUCCUCUGCAGCGGCAUCUCUGACCCCAUAUUGUCUACAUGUGGCUCUGGCCCCCUCUGCAGCUCUGUCAGUGGCACAGCUCCCAACUCUCCCAUCAGCCUGCCUGAGUCCCCCCUCUCCCCAUCCGUCUCAGGGCCCUGGGGAGAUGAAUGUACCAUCUGCUAUGAAAACAUGGUAGACACAGUCAUUUACUCCUGUGGACAUAUGUGUCUCUGCUAUUCAUGUGGGCUGAAGCUCAAGAAGAUGGCCAAUGCUUGCUGCCCCAUUUGCAGAAGGGCCAUCAAAGAUAUAAUCAAAACAUACCGCAGCACUUAGAGCAGCAGCAGAUGCUGUGGUGGGAACUGGGUACGUGGGGAAGAGGCUGUGACACAACACAGGUCUUGGUCUCUAUUAAUCAUCCAGGAGAUUAAAAAAAACCCAUCACCCACCACCACCCUGAGCCCUUUUUUCCAUGGACAACGGAUGAGACAAGCUUCGAUGCUGCUCUUCUAUCCUCCAAGCAAGCCCUGGGGAUGAAUUCCAGUAUGUCAGGGAAGUUGUGACAGUCUGCUCUCCCUUGUGGAUUUUAAAGAUUAUCUCAAAAAAAACAACAACAACAACCAACAAAAACCCAAAACAAAACAGCUGGUGCAAUCAUCCCUUUUCUACACCAGGCACAUUAGAAGGGACUCUCCAAUGUUUAGCAGAGACAGCAAGCAGUAGAAGGUUCAGUGCUACACCUCUUCUUCCAGAAGAUACCCUGCAUGCAGAGGACAGCUUAGCAGAAGAGGAGAAACAAACAUGUUUCUGUGUACAGCCAGCCUGACUGUAUGGAGCCUCUUAGAAAGGACGGCAAGCUUUGACCCAGCAAGUGAGGUGUGGUGACCACAUUCACAGCAGAAAGACCAUGGCCAGUGCAAAAUGGAUCCAGGAUUUUUGAAGCAAAACCCACCUCAAGUGUGCAGGCAGAAGAGCAGCCCCAUGGCAGCCCUUCAAGUUCUGUCUCCUGCUCCUCCUUCUCUGUUCUCUGGUGGAAGCAUUCACUGUGGAUUUGGCAGUCAGCUCUGGCUUGGCUUCCUCCCAGCAGUGUCCAGCCACCUCCUGUCACUAUCCUGCUGCAUGAGGCGCGGCUCUCAACCCCCAUCAAUUUGCUGUGGGUUGUCCUGAAUGGUUUCCAUGCAAGACAAGGGAUUCAGCAGUGUCUCUGCCCCCGUGGGCCUGUGGGAGAGGGAGAUGUGUCUCCCUCAGCUUUCCUUCCCCUGCCAUCCAGACAGCACCUGUGAGGAACAAAAUAAAAGAAACAACAAAAAGAAACAACCACCCCGAGUCCCCCUGGUGAAGAAUGUAUAAACCCACAAGUCUGCGGGUUUCAUUUACUGGUAACUUUAUCACUGUGCUUUAAGACAAAACCAGCCAGGUGUUACUCGGCCCUUCACAGCCAGCCCACUGGCAGGACAUGGCUGUCCUUACUUGUUAGGAAGAGAGGAGAACAAAAAAAUAGCUUGAAGGGCUUGGCGCUCAACCGGUGCUCCACCGUGGCCACCAGGCUGGCCCAGGGCUGCUGGCCCUUGGGCUUAGGCAGGGCAGCUCCAACAGCAGCAGGAACUGCCUGUCUCCCCUCCAGCCCCAUCCUGCUGCCUUCCAGGGCCAAGCAGGAGUUCGGGAUGGCAUAUGGGCCCCAAGGGGUGAGCAGGGCUGGGGCACAGCAGCAGUGGCAUUCACCCUGCCAUGUUGCCCACCAGACCAGACUUGGGAAGGCCAUGGAGUUUCACCCUCCUGCCAAGCCUUUUCCUCUGCCCAGCACAUGGCUGCUGAUAAGACAAGGGGCAACAGCAUGGCAUGGGAAUAAAAGCAUUUCACAGACAUGCCUAGUUGCUGCAGGGGGGCAUUGUGCCUCCCCAGGCAGGAGGCAGCUGAAGGAGAGCUCUCAGAGGCUGCUCCCAAGACAUGUCCUGGGAAACACGGCCUCAUCCUGGCAUCCUGAGGAACCGAAUUAAGAGGCUACUAGCUGGAAAGCAUGUUGUAGAGCCUUUCUCUAAAGGCACCACCAUCACUGCAGCCUACCACGGGGGUCUGUAGCCACCCCCAGCCUGCCCUUGCAGGCAGUACUAACUUGAACACUGAUAUUCUGGUUACAGGGAUUUAUAUUAUUUCUUUGCAUACCUCUCCUAUACACCCCUGACCCAGCCCAGCCCUGCACUCCAGGCCAGCUGUCACAAGCCCUGGAGCACCAUGGCUUCUGUGCCUGGAUGCCCCAGUGGGGGGUUUGGAGGAGGCCAGGUUGGCAUAUGCCUGGGGUGGCACAGCAGCCAUGCCAGGAGCACAGCUGGUCCACAGGCAUACUGUGAGCCUCCAGAAUUCUUAAGGACAGACCUGUGACUAGCAGACAAAGGGAGCCUGUUUCAGUAGUUACACAAACACCAGUACAAAGAUUGUAGAGAGAAGGCACCUAAGGGGUAGGAAGAUGAUGAUGAAAUAGUGGAUGUGGGGAAAUGUGCAAUAAGCAGCCUCCCAAGCCUUCAUGACACCAGUGGGACUGGUUCCCCCGCUGUGCAGGGCAAGCCAAGGGGGUAAAUAUUAUUUUUCAAGGAAUGCCAUCCGUGGGUACCAGUGCAGUGGUGUGAAUUCCCUUUUCACCUUUCAACUUCAGAGUGUUUUUUAUAUAUAACUGUGUUUGUUUUACUGUGGACCAAACUCUAGGAGUUAGCAGAAGCUGAAAACAGCCCCCAGCAUCCAAGCUUAAAAAUUGGGGUUAAGUCCUGCUCUCAGAAUCACCUGGCCUCCUAUUGUGAGCAGGAAGGAGGAGAGCAAGGCUCUCACCAAGGAGGAAAAAAAACCCAAACAGCAAAAGCAGUAACAGUAACAACAAUCCUAAACUUUUGUUUUGUUUGAGUGGUGUAGGUACCCAAGUACCUGUGUUCUUGUGUCAUUUGCAUUUCAUUGCUUUACUUUCAGAUGUUUUGUGUUCUGUUUAAAGAGAAGAAUAACUCAUUGUGGAAAACUGGGUAACUGUGAUUGUGAAUAAAGUUGAUUUAGGUAUCCUGCA
This is a messenger RNA of Apus apus (common swift), 4429 nucleotides long. It is a transcript of the gene NEURL1, whose product is annotated as neuralized E3 ubiquitin protein ligase 1. Lineage: Eukaryota; Metazoa; Chordata; Aves; Apodiformes; Apodidae. Gene Ontology annotation, cellular component: postsynaptic density; plasma membrane. The transcript is spliced from 6 exons. Bases 1 to 1719 code for a protein of 572 amino acids. The record is from RefSeq and is a predicted model, not a curated record. Gene Ontology annotation, biological process: negative regulation of Notch signaling pathway; nervous system development. Gene Ontology annotation, molecular function: ubiquitin protein ligase activity.